This is a messenger RNA of Electrophorus electricus (electric eel), 2805 nucleotides long. It is a transcript of the gene pla2g7, whose product is annotated as phospholipase A2, group VII (platelet-activating factor acetylhydrolase, plasma). The record is from RefSeq and is a predicted model, not a curated record. Gene Ontology annotation, molecular function: 1-alkyl-2-acetylglycerophosphocholine esterase activity. Lineage: Eukaryota; Metazoa; Chordata; Actinopteri; Gymnotiformes; Gymnotidae.
GGAAGGACAGAAGGAAGAGUGUAGUACCCAAAGACUGUCAACUUCUAACAGAGUUGUACAAGUGCCUCUAAUACGGAAGAUAUAUAAGCGGACAAUCGCAGUAUCAGGUCUUCGGUACAAGUGGAACUACCGGCAGUUUGUUGCGAUGGGGAAUUCAAACGUUCAUAAUUUAGGAAUACCUCCGGGGAAAGGACCACACGAAGUGGGUUGCACUGAUUUAAUGGUUGGACACACAGUACAGGGAACUUUCUUAAGACUGUACUAUCCAUGCCAAACUUUGGCGACUUCUGAGAGGCCAAAUUGGAUUCCAUGCAGAGAGUACUUCAAUGGCCUUGCAGAUUUCAUGAAGCUAAACAGAGUGCUGAGUGAAAGAACUUUUAGCUACCUCUUUGGUUCAUUUAAAAUCCCAGCAGCAUGGGAUGCAUCUUUGAAAGCAGAUGGAAAAUAUCCUUUAAUUAUCUUUUCCCAUGGCCUGGGAGCUUUCCGGACGUUGUAUUCAGCCAUAUGUGUUGAGCUGGCCUCACAGGGGUUCAUUGUUGCUGCAGUGGAACACAGAGAUGAGUCGGCGAGUGCAACGUACUACUACAAAGAGAAGACGGGACAAAAGACUCAUCCACCACAUCAAAACCUUCGGCCUGUAUCUGACAAUUUGGAGGAGCAAUGGAUGUAUUACAGAUCACUUAAACUUGGAGAGAAUGAAUUCUCUCUUAGAAACAAGCAAGUGAAACAAAGAGCAGAUGAAUGCAUCAGAGCUUUGGAGCUUCUUAUUGAGAUCAACUCAGGAAAGUCUGUGGACAAUGUCUUACUGUCUCAGUUUGACUGGUCAAAGAUGGAGAAUUGCAUGGAUUUGUGUAGAAUAGCAGUUAUGGGACAUUCCUUUGGUGGGGCCACAGUGAUAGAGUGUUUGUGCAAGGAAGUCAAAUUCAAGUGUGGUGUUGCACUGGACACCUGGAUGUUUCCCCUUGAUAAUGAGAUAUUUCCAAGCGUGAAACAGCCUAUUUUUUUUAUAAACUCCGAAAAGUUCCACUGGGCAGGGAACAUCGUUUGUAUGAAGAAGCUAGACUCAGAAACAAUUCCAAGGAAAAUGAUCACCAUCAGGGGAGCAGUCCAUCAGAGCUUUCCUGAUUUCACAUUUAUGACUGGUAACUGGGUUGGGAAGAUCAUGAAACUCAAAGGAGAAAUCAAUCCUCAUAUAGCAAUGGAUCUUUGCAACAGAGCUUCUUUAGCAUUCCUUCAGCGACACUUGUAUUUAGAUAGAGACUUCAAUCAAUGGGAUCAUUUAAUUGAUGGAAAAGAUGACAACCUGCUUCAAGGCACCAACCUCACUGUACUUCAGUCAGCAAUCUAAACUUAUCAUGAAAACCAACAGUAGCUAAACUUUCAUAUUUCUGUUCCUAUCCAAGUAAGCAUAACGAUGGCUCUAUGUAUAAUCAGCAAUAAACCUAAUCAGGGUGCCCAGCUCCGGUCAAACUGCUCGAGGGCUGUAGAAUUUCUGCAUACCUGGCUGUACUAUUCAUGUGCAUCUGAAGGCUUUGAAUAACUGGAUUCAAGUGUGUUAAAUUAGGGUUGGAACUUUGCAGGAUGGUAGAUCACCCCUUUGGUUUAAGGUUCAAUGACUGGAAUGAGAACCUUGGAUAUAAUAGAUGAGCUGACUGUAGUCCACAGAGUUGACUGGCUAUUAGAUCCAUUCACCCCAAUCAUUCCUACAAAUUGCACAACUUAUGCAUUACAAUGUGUCGUAUUCCACGUGCCUGUGGUGGGAUGUACAUUUCUAGUAUUAGUGUUUAGCUAAACAGUGGACUUGGCCUGUAUAGACUGGAUCGUGAUGACAUGGAAAGAAAUGUGUAGCUGUCCCACCUACAGCUGUUUACACAGUACAGCAUUCCUGCACAAUGCAGCCAUCACCCUCUAGAGUCCAUGUCCAGCUUAACUCUUGUUCAAGGCAAGCAAUUACACAUUAAACUAGCAAAACCAGUGUGUAUGAUUGAAGUUUCAAUAUAGAUUGGACCUUGUAAUGAUUUGAGUGAAGUAACUAUUUAAGCAUAUUGUUACAAUAAUGCAGUGCAAUGUUUUUUAUAGCAUAUGUUAUGAGAAGUGUUUAUUAGAAAUGCCUUGAAGAUGCAGGGUUAGCCUAUAAGCCAACUGUUGCCAUAGACAAUGUUAGCCAUCACUAAAAUCCAUUACUGGCCAGUUCCUGAUCCCAGGACUGCUGGUGAAUGGAGAUUUUUGGAUCUCUACCCAGCAGUGAGACAAAUGCAAAAAUCAUUAACAAUACUAUCCUGCUGGUAUUAAUGCUGUGCUGAGAAUGGUACAGCAUACAUUUAAUAUCCAAGUCAGCAACAAAAUUCCUUGUCAGAAGUAAUGUGCCAGGUGGGGUUUAUGCUAUAGUCUGGACAUUUAUACAAUGCACCUGUAGGAAAGGUGCACCUACUAAAGUGGCCAAUGAGCUUAGAAUUAAAAGGGAGGCGUUUUAUGAAAUGGGUGGUGUGUAUUUUACUCUCUGUCACAUGCCUUGCUUCUGUUUAGUAACACUGCCCUUUUCUAUUAAGGACUAAAUAUUGCCCCAUUUCAUAUUAAUAUGUGGCACUGAAGGUGUUGCAAAAUAGAGAGUAACACUUUUUCUGCCUGGCAUGCACAUGUUUAGAAUUAGCUCCAACAGUUAUAGGUCAGGUUUCCUCCAGAAGCUUGAAUUUCACUCAUAUGUAAGAUUUAUCUACUUUCUGGUGCUUUAAUCUGUUACGAAUCAUUUGUAAUGCCAUCAGUGAAACUGUUUUUAACACUACAUCUUUUUCAGACAAAAUGGGG